GGUCACUGGGAGCUGUGAUCUCACCAAGCCCCUGCCAGGAAAAGCCCCAGAAAAAGGGGAGGGAGGGAGAGCCAGAGGCUGCCGCUGCAGUUUGCAAGAACCGCAGGGGAGAAGGACGCUGCCACCCACAGCCUUCAGAGCUCAUUGCAGCUGGGACAGCCAGGAGUGGGGUUAGUCAGCAGCUCGACAAGCGGCUGCCCAGGUCCUGGGGUGGUGGCAGCCAGCGGGAGCAGGAAAGGAAGCAUGUUCCCACGCUGCCCACGCCUCUGGGUCCUGGUGGUCUUGGGCACCAGCUGGGUAGGCUGGGGGAGACAAGGGACAGAAGCGGUACAGCUAAGGCAGUUUUACGUGGCUGCUCAGGGCAUCAGUUGGAGCUACCGACCUGAGUCCACAAACUCAAGUUUGAAUCUUUCUGCAACUUCCUUUAAGAAAAUUGUCUACAGAGAGUAUGAACCAUAUUUUAAGAAAGAAAAACCACAAUCUAGCAUUUCAGGACUUCUUGGGCCUACUUUAUAUGCUGAAGUCGGAGAUAUCAUAAAAGUUCACUUUAAGAAUAAGGCAGAUAAGCCCUUAAGCAUCCAUCCUCAAGGAAUUAGGUACAGUAAAUUAUCAGAAGGUGCUUCUUACCUUGACCACACAUUCCCUGUGGAGAAGAUGGAUGAUGCUGUGGCUCCAGGCCAAGAAUACACCUAUGAAUGGAGUAUCAGUGAGGACAGCGGGCCCACCCAUGAUGACCCUCCAUGCCUCACACACAUCUAUUACUCCCAUGAAAAUCUGAUCGAGGACUUCAACUCUGGGCUGAUUGGGCCCCUGCUUAUCUGUAAAAAAGGGAUCCUAACUGAGGAUGGGAAACAGAAGACGUUUGACAAGCAAAUCGUGCUACUGUUUGCUGUGUUUGAUGAAAGCAAGAGCUGGAGCCAGUCAUCAUCCCUAAUGUACACAGUCAAUGGAUACGUGAAUGGGACAAUGCCAGAUAUAACAGUUUGUGCCCAUGACCACAUCAGCUGGCAUCUGCUGGGAAUGAGCUCGGGGCCAGAAUUGUUCUCCAUUCAUUUCAAUGGCCAGGUCCUAGAGCAGAACCAUCAUAAGGUCUCAGCCAUCACCCUGGUCAGUGCUACAUCCACUACCGCAAAUAUGACCGUGGGCCCAGAGGGAAAGUGGAUCAUAUCUUCUCUCACCCCAAAACAUUUGCAAGCUGGGAUGCAGGCUUACAUUGACAUUAAAAACUGCCCAAAGAAAACCAGGAAUCCUAAGAAAAUAACUCGUGAGCAGAGGCGGCACAUGAAAAGGUGGGAAUACUUCAUUGCUGCGGAGGAAAUCAUUUGGGACUAUGCACCUGUAAUACCAGCGAAUAUGGACAAAAAAUACAGGUCUCAGCAUUUGGAUAAUUUCUCAAACCAAAUUGGAAAACUUUAUAAGAAAGUUAUGUACACACAGUACGAAGAUGAGUCCUUCACCAAACGUACAGUGAAUCCCAAUAUGAAAGAAGAUGGGAUUUUGGGUCCUAUUAUCAGAGCCCAGGUCAGAGACACACUCAAAAUCGUGUUCAAAAAUAUGGCCAGCCGCCCCUAUAGCAUUUACCCUCAUGGAGUGACCUUCUCACCUUAUGAAGAUGAAGUCAACUCUUCUUUCACCUCAGGCAGGAACAACACCAUGAUCAGAGCAGUUCAACCAGGGGAAACCUAUACUUAUAAGUGGAACAUCUUAGAGUUCGAUGAACCCACAGAAAACGAUGCCCAGUGCUUAACAAGACCAUACUACAGUGACGUGGACAUCAUGAGAGACAUCGCCUCUGGGCUAAUAGGACUACUUCUAAUCUGUAAGAGCAGAUCCCUGGACAGGCGAGGAAUACAGAGGGCAGCAGACAUCGAACAGCAGGCUGUGUUUGCUGUGUUCGAUGAGAACAAAAGUUGGUACCUUGAGGACAACAUCAACAAGUUUUGUGAAAAUCCUGAUGAGGUGAAACGUGAUGACCCCAAGUUUUAUGAAUCAAACAUCAUGAGCACUAUAAAUGGCUAUGUGCCUGAGAGCAUAACUACUCUCGGAUUCUGCUUUGAUGACACUGUCCAGUGGCACUUCUGUAGUGUGGGGACCCAGAAUGAAAUUUUGACCAUCCACUUCACUGGGCACUCAUUCAUCUAUGGAAAGAGGCAUGAGGACACCUUGACCCUCUUCCCCAUGCGUGGAGAAUCUGUGACGGUCACAAUGGAUAAUGUUGGAACUUGGAUGUUAACUUCCAUGAAUUCUAGUCCAAGAAGCAAAAAGCUGAGGCUGAAAUUCAGGGAUGUUAAAUGUAUUCCAGAUGAUGAUGAAGACUCAUAUGAGAUUUUUGAACCUCCAGAAUCUACAGUCAUAGCUACACGGAAAAUACAUGAUCGUUUAGAAACUGAAGAUGAAGAGAGUGACACUGACUAUGAUUACCAGAGCAGACUGGCUGCAGCAUUAGGAAUUAGGUCAUUCAGAAACUCAUCAUUGAAUCAGGAAGAAGAAGAGUACAAUCUUACUGCCCUAGUUCUGGAGAAUGGCACUGAAUUCAUUUCUUCGAACACAGAUAUAAUUGUUGGUUCAAAUUAUUCUUCCCCAAAUAAUACUAGUAAGCUCACUGUCAAUAACCUUGCAGAACCUCAGAAAACCCCUUCUCACCGACAAGCCACCACAGCUGGUUCCCCACUGAGACACCUCAGUGGCAAGAACUCAGUUCUCAAUUCUUCCACAGCAGAGCAUUCCAGCCCUUAUUCUGAAGACUCUAUAGAGGAUCCUCUACAGCCAGAUGUCACAGGGAUACAUCUACUUUCACUUGGUGCUAGAGAAUUCAAAAAUCAAGAACAUGCUAAACAUAAGGAACCCAAGGUAGAAAGAGACCAAGCAGCAAAGCACGGGUUCUCCUGGAUGAAAUUACUAGCACAUAAAGUUGGGAGACACCUAAGCCAAGACACUGGUUCUCCUUCCAGAGUGAGGCCCUGGGAGGACCUUCCUAGUGAUCUGUUACUCUUAAAACAAAAUAACUCAUCUAAGAUUUUGGUUGGGAGAUGGCAUUUGGCUUCUGAGAAAGGUAGCUAUGAAAUAAUCCAAGAUACUGAUGAAGACACAGCUGUUAACAAUCGGCUGAUCAGCCCCCAGAAUGCCUCACGUGCUUGGGGAGAAAGCACCCCUCUUGCCAACAAGCCUGAAAAGCAGAGUGGCCACCCAAAGUUUCCUAGAGUUAGACAUAAAUCUCUGCAAGUAAGACAGGAUGGAAAGAGUAGACUAAAGAAAAGUCAGUUUCUCAUUAAGACAAGAAAAAAGAAAAAAGAGAAGCGUACACACCACGCUCCUUUAUCUCCAAGGACUUUUCACCCUCUAAGAAGUGAAGCCUACAACACAUUUUCAGAAAGAAGACUUAAUCAUUCAUUGUUGCUUCAUAAAUCCAAUGAAACAUCUCUUCCCAAAGACCUCAAUCAGACACUGCCCUCUAUGGAUGUUAGCUGGAUAGCCUCACUUCCUGACCAUAAUCAGAAUUCCUCAAAUGAUACUGAUCAGACAAGCUCUCCUCUAGGUCUUUAUCAGACAGUGCCCCAAGAGGAACACUAUGAAACAUUCCCCAUUCAAGACCCUGAUGAAAUGCACUCUACUUCAGACCCCAGUCACAGAUCCUCUUCUCCAGAGCUCAGUGAGAUGCUUGAGCAUGACCGAAGUCACAAGUCCUUCCCCACUGAUAUAAGUCAAAUGUCCCCUUCCUCAGAACAUGAAGUCUGGCAGACAGUCACCUCUCCAGACCUCAGCCAGGUGACCCUCUCUCCAGAACUCAGCCAAACAAACUUCUCUCCAGACCUCAGCCACACGACUCUCUCUCCAGAACUCAGUCAGACAAACCUUUCCCCAGCCCUCGGUCAGAUGCCCAUGUCUCCAGACCUCAGCCAUACAACCCUUUCCCCAGACCUCUGUCAUACAACCCUUUCUCUAGACCUCAGUCAGACAAACCUCUCUCCAGAAUUUAGUCAGACAAACCUUUCCCCAGACCUCAGUGAGAUGCCCCUUUCUCCAGACCUCAGCCAUACAACCCUUUCUUCAGACCUCGGUCAGACAAACCUCUCUCCAGAACUUAGUCAAACAAACCUUUCCCCAGCCCUCAGUCAGAUGCCCCUUUCUCCAGACCUCAGCCAGGUGACUGUCUCUCCAGACAUCAGUGAGACCACCCUUCUCCCUGAUCUCAGCCAGAUAUCACCUCCUUUAGACCUUGAUCAGAUAGUCUACCCUUCUGAAUCUAGUCAGUCAUUGCAUCUUCCAGAAUUUAAUGAGACUUUUCCUUAUCCAGACCUUGGUCAGCUGCCAUCUCCUUCAUCUCCUACUCUCAAUGAUACUUUUCUAUCAAAGGAAUUUAAUCCACUGGUUAUAGUGGGCCUCAGUAAAGAUGGUACAGAUUACAUUGAGAUUAUUCCAAAGGAAGAGGUCCAGAGCAGUGAAGAUGACUAUGCUGAAAUUGAUUAUGUGCCCUAUGAUGACCCCUACAAAACUGAUGUUAGGACAAACAUCAAUUCCUCCAGAAAUCCUGACAACAUUGCAGCAUGGUACCUCCGCAGCAACAACGGAAACAGAAGAAAUUAUUAUAUUGCUGCUGAAGAAAUAUCCUGGGAUUAUUCAGAAUUUGUACAAAGGGAAACAGAUAUUGAAGACUCUGAUGAUAUUCCAGAAGACACCGUAUAUAAGAAAGUAGUUUUUCGAAAGUACCUCGACAGCACUUUUACCAAACGUGAUCCUCGAGGGGAGUAUGAAGAGCAUCUUGGAAUUCUUGGUCCUAUUAUCAGAGCUGAAGUGGAUGAUGUUAUCCAAGUUCGUUUUAAAAAUUUAGCAUCCAGACCAUAUUCUCUACAUGCCCAUGGACUUUCCUAUGAAAAAUCAUCAGAGGGAAAGACUUAUGAAGAUGACUCUCCUGAGUGGUUUAAGGAAGAUAAUGCUGUUCAGCCAAAUAGCAGUUAUACCUACGUAUGGCAUGCCACUGAACGAUCAGGGCCAGAAAGUCCUGGCUCUGCCUGUCGGGCUUGGGCCUACUACUCAGCUGUGAACCCAGAAAAAGAUAUUCACUCAGGCUUGAUAGGUCCCCUCCUAAUCUGCCAAAAAGGAAUACUACAUAAGGACAGCAACAUGCCUGUGGACAUGAGAGAAUUUGUCUUACUAUUUAUGACCUUUGAUGAAAAGAAGAGCUGGUACUAUGAAAAGAAGUCCCGAAGUUCUUGGAGACUCACAUCCUCAGAAGUGAAAAAAUCCCAUGAGUUUCACGCCAUUAAUGGGAUGAUCUACAGCUUGCCUGGCCUGAGAAUGUACGAGCAAGAGUGGGUGAGGUUACACCUGCUGAACAUAGGUGGCUCCCAAGACAUUCACGUGGUUCACUUUCAUGGCCAGACCUUGCUGGAAAAUGGCAAUAAACAGCACCAGUUAGGCGUCUGGGCCCUUCUGCCUGGUGCAUUUAAAACUCUCGAAAUGAAGGCAUCAAAACCUGGCUGGUGGCUCCUAAACACAGAGGUUGGAGAAAACCAGAGAGCAGGGAUGCAAACGCCAUUUCUUAUCAUGGACAGAGACUGUAAGAUGCCAAUGGGACUAAGCACUGGUAUCAUAUCUGAUUCACAGAUCAAGGCUUCAGAAUUUCUGGGUUACUGGGAGCCCAGAUUAGCAAGAUUAAACAAUGGUGGAUCUUAUAACGCUUGGAGUGUAGAAAAACUUGCAGCAGAAUUGGCCUCUAAACCUUGGAUCCAGGUGGACAUGCAAAAGGAAGUCAUAAUCACAGGGAUCCAGACCCAAGGUGCCAAACACUACCUGAAGUCCUGCUAUACCACAGAGUUCUAUGUGGCUUAUAGUUCCAACCAGAUCAACUGGCAGAUCUUCAAAGGGAACAGCACAAGGAAUGUGAUGUAUUUUAAUGGCAAUUCAGAUGCCUCUACAAUAAAAGAGAAUCAGUUUGACCCACCUAUUGUGGCUAGAUAUAUUAGGAUCUCUCCAACUCGAGCAUAUAACAGACCUACCCUUCGAUUGGAGUUGCAAGGUUGUGAGGUAAAUGGAUGUUCCACACCGCUGGGUAUGGAAAGUGGAAAGAUAGAAAACAAGCAAAUCACAGCUUCUUCGUUUAAAAAAUCUUGGUGGGGAGAUUACUGGGAACCCUUCCGUGCCCGUCUGAAUGCCCAGGGACGUGUGAAUGCCUGGCAAGCCAAGGCAAACAACAACAAGCAGUGGCUACAAAUUGAUCUACUCAAGAUCAAGAAGAUAACAGCAAUUACAACACAGGGCUGCAAGUCUCUGUCCUCUGAAAUGUAUGUAAAGAGCUAUACCAUCCACUACAGUGACCAGGGAGUGGAAUGGAAACCAUACAGGCUGAAAUCCUCCAUGGUGGACAAGAUUUUUGAAGGAAAUACUAAUACCAAAGGACAUGUGAAGAACUUUUUCAACCCCCCAAUCAUUUCCAGGUUUAUCCGUGUCAUUCCUAAAACAUGGAAUCAAAGUAUUGCACUUCGCCUAGAACUCUUUGGCUGUGAUGUUUACUAGAACCGAAUAUUCAAAAACCCCUGGAAGAGGCUCUUUAAGACCUCAAACCAUUUAGAAUGGGCAAUGUAUUUACGCUGUGUUAAAUGUUAACAGUUUUCCACUAUUUCUCUUUUUUUCUAUUAGUGAAUAAAAUUUUAUACAAGAAGC
This is a messenger RNA of Piliocolobus tephrosceles (Ugandan red Colobus), 6660 nucleotides long. RefSeq names its product coagulation factor V (gene F5). Lineage: Eukaryota; Metazoa; Chordata; Mammalia; Primates; Cercopithecidae. Gene Ontology annotation, molecular function: copper ion binding; signaling receptor activity. The transcript has 26 exons. Gene Ontology annotation, cellular component: plasma membrane. The record is from RefSeq and is a predicted model, not a curated record. Bases 244 to 6513 code for a protein of 2089 amino acids.